Miscanthus lutarioriparius is the source of this 906-nucleotide messenger RNA. Lineage: Eukaryota; Viridiplantae; Streptophyta; Magnoliopsida; Poales; Poaceae. The record is from the annotation of a GenBank genome assembly.
AUGAAUGUUGGUGGGGGUGCUCACCGGCACUUCAUCAUGGUUCCUAUCAACGACGACAUGUCCUGGAGUAGCUAUGUCAAGGCAGUUUUCAAUGGGACUGAGUGGAAUUGUCUGGAGAUUUAUGUUCAAGCAGAAAGGCGUUCCUCUGCAGAGGCCAUUUCCUCAGAGCCGGUACUAGUGGCUACUGAACCAGCGGAGGAUGUACAAUACCAAAAUGCCCAGCCUCAACAUCAGGGUUCUUUUGCUGUUCCUUCGAUGGAGACUGUCAGUCCCCCAAAUGAGCGUUCUCAGUGUGCUCAGCUACAAAAGCCUAGAAGGAGCACAGGACCUAUGCAUACAAUGUUGGUCAGUUUGCAGAUGCAGAGGUUCAGUCUGGUCAAGAAUAUAACUGAGCUCAAUCCUCGUACUCGUGAGUCUCUUCGGUUUGACAAAAGGUGGAGACUCGAGACUCACACCUUUCACAUGCCCUGUGGUGAGGUCACAAUCACACUACAGGAUGUUGCAAUGAUUCUUGGACUUCCUAUUGCUGGUUGUGUUGUUGCUGUAAACCCAAUGAAGUCCCAGAAUGAAUUUGUUGAGUUAUACCUUGGCAAGACACCGCCUCCACUGGAUAGGCCCUGUCCUGGGUUGAGGGUUUCAUGGGUCGUCAGGGCUGAGUUUAAUAACUUUCCAGAAGAUGCUGAUGGAGAGACUGUCAAACAGCAUGCCAGAUGCUAUGAGCACUUCACAAAUGAGUUUGACUUGUUAACAAAUGACCAGGUUGUGUGGUGCCCAUACAGGGAGGAGGAGGAUCGGGUGAAGGAAAUGCAGCUUGCCCCUAUAUGUACCCAGGAUUCUAAUUUAUGGUUAACCCAGGCACCUCUAAUCUAUAUUUCUAUAUGGUGGAGUGGAGGUUUACACACCUGA